Messenger RNA from Papaver somniferum (opium poppy), 2515 nucleotides. RefSeq lists its product as uncharacterized. The coding region runs from base 745 to 2154 and encodes 469 amino acids. The transcript has 4 exons. NCBI's taxonomy places the organism in Eukaryota, Viridiplantae, Streptophyta, Magnoliopsida, Ranunculales, Papaveraceae. The record is from RefSeq and is a predicted model, not a curated record.
CUUCUAAAUCAUUCUCUCUUUUCAUCUCAAUCUUCUUCUUCUUCUACUCAAUUUAGUUCUGUUUUCACAAAAAAAGAAGAAAUUCGGUUUUCUCGAUGGAAUCUAAUCAUUUGUUCUGCUCAAUUUAGUUAAUGGGGGAAAUCAAAAAUAACUUCAGAGAUUAAUAAUCUAGGUUUUCAAUAUCGGAUUUGUGAUGGCGGCGGUGCUGUCAAAGGUGGUGGUGAGAGUGCGGGUGGUAAUAAUCGUGGUGGUGGUGCUAUCCGCGGAGGUGAUAAGUAGAUCUGACUGCAGAGACGAUGAGAUUUGGUUUUUGAAACGGAUUACGAAUCUGAUCGAAACGGUGGCGAUCAAGGGUUUUUGGUUUGAUGACUCGGUAAAGGGGUAACAGCAAUGCUUUAUAUUUUGAGGGGGGAAAUUGCAAUUUGGCAUUUGAAUGGUUCUCUGUUCAAAUAAAGCAUAUUUCUUCAGUACUUCCCUCUUUUUUCCACGUCAUACCUUUGAUAUGUCCAGUCAUUCAUCCAGUCACGCUGCAUCCCAGCCAUUACUCUGCUCGAGUAAUCACAAAUUCUUGCUGGAAACGUGAUUUUAAGAAGGAAUUUUACAAGAUUUCUGUUGUAAAGCGAGAAUUCGAGUUGCAGUUUCUCAAUAUUUCUACUGCAACUGUUGAUUCAGCUUCUGCUUCUGUCACUUUCACCGUUCCUCAAACUAGAAAUAUCAGAAAAUCGGCAAGGAUUGUGAUUCAAUAUGAAGUUACAUGAAAUAUGCGUAUUUUGCGAGUACAGAGGGGAGCCUGCCUGUUCACGUGACACACAUCAUCGUUUGUUUAGACUGGACAAUGUUGGUGCUACUUUUAGCUGUUAUAAUGCUCAGCCUUUUAAUCUACCGGUCGAUAAGGAGACCGAAAACCGAAUAACAGACGGCGUGCACAGAUUUGAAACUAUUGUUAGAUUCCAAGAUGAGACCUAUGGGUUAGCUGGAAUUAUUUUAUUACUCGAGUCUAUCUUGGAUGUAAAUACUGCUCACUACCAGAGUCUCGUCAUAACUGGACAGAAUCCUCCAACAGCAGUACACGUUAGACCAGAUUAUCCAGUGCGACCUCCACAACAAACUGCAAGUUUCGAUAAUUCAUUUGUCUCGACAAGUAGUGCACAGCAACCACAGCAUCAACCAUGCCCGGCAUGCAUCUAUCUAGCGAGAAAUUGUCCAUGGAAUUGUCAGUUAGCUCAAUACUUUGAGUCAUUGUUUCAGCGACAUCUCAGAAAUGUGCAAGAUUUCAGAGAUGUGUGUCGUUCUCUUUUUACACGAACAUCCCUAGUUUAUAAUAAUACUAGUCAGAAGAAACUAAAACAGGCUGAGAGGAAACAGAUAGGGGACAAUACGAGAGGUUUUGAAGUUCGAAUUUUAAACUCAUGUCGCAUUUAUGGGACGACGGGCAUUAUGCUCUCACUGGUCAGACGUUUGCUUGCUGUUAACAGUGACAUUGAUAAUCUGGAAGGAGUUAAUCGUUGGCGACAAUUGGUACUACAACGUGGUCAGCACCAUCAACAAGUACCUCCACAAUAUCCGGCACCGACAAAUUUGAAUAUGGGAGGUCCGCGACAACAACAACACCAACGGCAGCUUCAGCUUGGUGUUACCAAGAGAUCUCUGGAACAAGGUGAAUCACAAAUGCGUCAACAACGGCAACGACUGCCAGGACCAGCAAAUCCAUCACAUCAGGCAGCUGGAGCAUGGUCUCGACUACGGAAACCAGCACCAUUUCUGCAACCAUAUCCACCAGCAGCAUUUCAGCAACCUCCAUACCAUGUACCAAUGCAGGGACAUCAAACACGACCACUGCCUCAAUCGCAGCAAUCAGCAGUGCCAUUUCAAUUUCAGCCACUUUUUGCUGGUAUCAACAGCUCCUCAUCAGCAUCAGCAUCUCAGUCUCAGUUGCAGUCUCACCAACAUCAUUCUUUUAGUACCGUCAGUUUCUCAUCAGCUGCAGUGGUGGGACAGCCACACCGACAUCAUCAAGCGCCACCGGAUCCAAAUGAUUUAGCAAGUAUAAAAUUUACGGGUGAUGAAGAAAACACUUAUUGGGACACAGAGCAGGAACGGCUGAAACAAAGACACCAACCGUACCAAUUACAAAUGCAGGGACAUCAAACAUGACCACUGCCUCAGUCACAGCCAGCAGCAGUGCCAUCUCAAUCUCAGUCUCAGCAACAGCUUACCAGUAGUUCCUCAUCAGCUGCGGUGGUGGAACAGCCACACCCACAUCAUCAAGCGCCAGCAGAUCCAUAUGAGUUACCAAUUAUACAAUUACCGGAUGAUGAAAACACUGACGAAGCACAAAAGCAGCUCAAUCAAGGACGGCAGUAAUCCUUGGGAAUAAUCAAAGGUUGUUAAGAAAUAUCUCAGUUCAGUCGGAUAUUCCUGUUGUUUUCCUGCCAAUGAAAAAACUUGUAGAAAUAUUUCUUGUUGUAAACUUAGAAAUAUUCAGGAUUUAUCAUUUCGGGAUAUUUUGUGACAA